Molecule: messenger RNA, 2375 nt
Organism: Saimiri boliviensis boliviensis (Bolivian squirrel monkey)
Lineage: Eukaryota; Metazoa; Chordata; Mammalia; Primates; Cebidae
Source: RefSeq, a predicted model, not a curated record
AACACACGGCCUAGGCCCGCCCCGUCCGCUAGUCCCGCUGGCAAGGCAAGGGGCUCGGGACAGCGGCUUAUGGGGGGUGGGGGGCGUGCAAGACCCAUGGGCGAGGGGAAUGGGAGACAGAGGGAACUGACGCGCAGGGGGCUUCGAUGAGCAGUGCGGUUGUUCAGCUGCAAACAUGAAAGCCAAUGAGAGGUUCAAGUUCCUUGACCCCAAAUAUCCAGUGAGGGGAGACUGUGUCCUGUUCAUAAAGUAUGUCAUCUCUAAUUCGGCAAAGACAGUGAUGACUAUAUAUGCAGACCAAUUCUGCUCUCCAAGAGAUUCUAACUUCGUUAGAGUUUGAACCACUAUAGAACCACUGCUCUCAGGAAGCCACAACCCAAAAGAAAAGCCCCUUAGAUGCUGCGAGCUGGUGAUCCUCAAGAUAGAACAAAGUAACUAGAACCACAUCCACUGAUUAGAUUUGCCUGGAGGAGGAGGUACUCUCUCCUUUGAUCUUCUGAUCUAGAAGAAGAGAUAGACCAAAAGUCUCUCCAGCAAUAACCUAUAAAUAUCACGAAAUGAUUCUUGAAGACUAUCUUUCCAGCUUGUUACAUAUGCAAGGUGUAUUUACAGGAGACAGCAAUGGAAACCUGGUCAGUUGAACAGGUCUGCAGUUGGUUGGUGGAGAAAAAUUUAGGAGAGCUAGUUCAGAGGUUUCAAGAGGAAGAAGUAAGUGGGGCUGCUCUCCUUGCACUUAAUGAUCGGAUGGUUCAGCAACUGGUAAAGAAAAUUGGGCAUCAGGCUGUUCUGAUGGAUUUAAUUAAAAAAUACAAGCAGAACACUCAAGGACUGAAGUCCCCUGAAAACCCCAAAGAGGCAGCCCUGGUCAUGCAAACAGAAGCAGCCCGAGAUAACAGGGAUGAAGAGACCUGCAGUCCAGUCAGCCAUGGGGAGCAGAUGCCAUCUUUCUAUCCAUCUGAAAACCUUGAAGAUGGACUAAUUGACCAAAGAGUAUUAAAACAGAGAAGAAAUGUGAAACAUCUUCUAGAAAGAAGUAAAGCAUUACAAUGGACGAAGUCCUAUGUUUUACCAGAGUUUCCCUAUGAUGUCAAAUGCACGUUAGCAGAGCAGAAGUGCCCGGAUCACAGCAUGAGGAUAAGGAUCAUUGAGUUCCUCCAGGCUGACAUGACCAAGUACCUGGAAGGCUCACUGUACCCCAGCACCCAGCAGUACAAUGACGUAGUGAAUGCCCUGCUGCAGGCCCACCCUUUCCUGGAUGAGGACGGAUGUGGCUUUUUUUUAUGGAAACGAGCCCUCAAAGAUCGCUUUAAAUAUGUUCGAAGACCCAUAGAAGAUGAUGAACAAGUGAUUAGAAAUAAGUGUAAAUUUGGACACCGAAGAGGCCAGACAAGGAAAUCUAUUGCUGAUAUGAGAUUUGAUGGAAUUAAACUCGUCCGGAUCAAAGAAGAAGCUGUUUGUUUUGAUUCUGAGCUGGAUGAACAUAUUAAGUGGUUUCAGCAAGAAUAUGUGAAAACAGAAAAGAACUGGAGAGAAAUUGACAAGAGAAUGAGCCAAACUUUGGAAAUAAGAAGAAGGAUGAUUGGCAGCCGAACACCUCUGAAGGAUAUUCUUAAACUGUUUCCUUUCUUGAAGUGUCCUUAUCAGAUGUUCAGAGAGUUCCAACUUCUUACAAGAACAGAUAUUUGUAAGAAAACAAGGCACAUUUUGGAAUCCUAUUCAGAAAAUAUACUGACUUCUUUCUCAGUGGUGGACAAUCAAAUCAAUAUUGCGUUACAAGAGAAAAUGAAACAGUACACAGAUGAAGACAUGUUGAAACACAUGAAGAUGACAGCCACAUGUUUACUCCUCCCAGAUGUUUUUGGGGAUGAUCCCAGUCUUUUUGUCAUCAUGAAUGAACAGGUGCAAGUGUCCACACCCGUGUUAGAAGUUAAAAACCCUUUCAACAUGGAGGUCUGCGAAUUUUCUUUGUAUUUAGAAAGGGAGAGGCUCACGAAGGUGGAUAACUGUGUUACAGCCUUGGCUGCACUAGUAGCUGCCUUUCAUGUAUUUGGGAUUGAGUAUCCAAGAAGACUGUCCCAAACGUUCAACUUCCUAGAAACACUGAUUUUUGAUAUGCACAGUCCCUAUUUUCCUUCUUUGAAAGAAAAGUAAAAGGAAGUAGGGUUUCAACACCCAGUCACCUAAUAGCAUGCCACAUAUUGCAUCGGAAUUUCCUUCUGGGAAAGCUGAAGCUUUAUAAAAAAUUGUUUUGACUUAGGGUUGUGGUAGAGGUAGGUGUAAGAAAAUCAUCUUGUAUCAUAGACGCUAAUGAAUGUCAAUGCUUUGUCUUUACACUUAGUUCUUUCUGAAAUUCUGUAAUACAAUUUUAUUUAAUU